Molecule: messenger RNA, 1018 nt
Organism: Solanum verrucosum
Lineage: Eukaryota; Viridiplantae; Streptophyta; Magnoliopsida; Solanales; Solanaceae
Product: putative pectinesterase/pectinesterase inhibitor 26
Exons: 1
Coding region: 122-850 (242 amino acids)
Molecular function (GO): enzyme inhibitor activity
Source: RefSeq, a predicted model, not a curated record
AAAAAAAAGUAGAACGUGCUAACAGUUAACAUUACCCAAAUUCUUAUCAACUCUUCAAACCGUGUCGCGUCUUCGCCUUACAGCUUUUCCAGAAAAGCUCUCAAAUCCGAAUUGCAUUUCUAUGGAAUCAAUCAACUUAGUAAAAGGCUAUGGCAAAGUUAACCCUUCUGAAGAUCCAUCUUCUUUCCCCAAUCCCAGAGCCGCCCAUAAGCGCCGUCUCACCAUCGCCCUCUCUCUCACCCUCUUCCUAACUUUACUCAUCUGCGUAUUCGUCGGCGCGUUUAUCCACGCGUCUAAUUCCGACGACCACACACCAUCUCCUUCAUCCAAUUCAGCCGAUUCGCUCAAAAUCGUCUGCGCAGUGACUCAGCAUCCAGGGUCAUGCUUUGACUCCAUAUCUUCCCUCAACAGCACCUCACCAAAACCCGACCCGGAACAAUUCCUGAAUCUCUCUCUUCAGGCGACGGUGAGAGAGUUAACAAACAUCUCUUCGUUGCCAAAGACGCUGAUAUCGAAGAUCAAUCACCCAGGAACCGUGUCGGCGUUGAAGGACUGCAUCAGUUUGUUCGAUGACGCGCUGAGUCAACUCAACCAAUCGGCGGAGUUGCUGAAUGUGGGUACCGGAGAGAGUACAUUAACGGUGAUGAAGGUGAAGAACAUGCAGACAUGGGUAAGUGCUGCGAUGACUGAUCAGGACACGUGUCUAGAAGGACUGGAUGAAAUGGGAUCACCGUUGCUUGGAGAAGUGAAAGCGCGGGUGCAGAAAGCUAAGGAGUACAUGAGUAACACCUUAGCAAUUCUCAGUAAUAUGCCUAACCUUCUUAAAAAAUUUGGUAUCUCUAUGCAUUGAGUUAACAUAUCAUAUGCACAAUUUGUACGUUUUUUUUUUUUGGCCUGCAAUUUGUAUCAUUGUACUUCUCUUUGUUUGUGUCUUCAAUAUUAUUGCUGGUGUAAAUUUGUGCAUACUUCUUUUCCCUAACUUUUAAUAAUUUAAAUUCAUCAAAUUACUUUGAUUGUA